UUCUUCGAGGACCGCGCCAUCAAAAUCCCGCCCUUGUCUUCUGUAUUGGCGCCCAUAUGAAAAAACGUAUAUGUGAGUGUCAAAUCUGUCAAUGUGUAUGAGAUGUAUCCGUAUCACCUUCCAACAGAAGGACUCAAUGAAGAAAUGAACACGUGAGGGUGGUGAGGUGUCGAGACAGGGAUACAUUAUAGUGUCCGUUAACUUUCCUACAAACAUGCCACGAAUCAUACCAGGUUUUUCAGAGGUUAUUAAAAUCUUUUUCUUUUUUGACAUUUUUGCCCCUACACUAUUUCUAUAAAUAUCUUUUUGCAUUUCACCCGUUUCCUGCUGACUUUUGCUUGCUAUUAUAGGGACAUUUCUUUGCAUCAUAAUAUUAUUACUUGUGAGAAAAUUUAAUUUUUAUUUCUCAAUUUUUAAAGAAAGUUUUAGAAGAGGGAGGUUUCAGAUUUUCAACCAUUUCAAUUCUUAUCAACUUAAUAUGGAGUCUCAACUUUCUGAAAGGACAUAUAUGAAUGCUAGAAGACGGCGCAACGGCUACAACUCUGUAGCAGAGAUUAUACAAAAAUGGAAAAUCCAAAAUCAACAACUUGGUUCAACCAUAGAAGAACUGAAGAAGAGCACUCGAAAGGGUCCAGCAAGAGGAUCAAGAAAAGGGUGUAUGCCAGGGAAAGGCGGUCCUGAAAAUUUGGGGUGCACAUUCAGAGGAGUUAGACAGAGGACUUGGGGUAAAUGGGUAGCUGAAAUUCGCGAACCUAUCAACAGUAUGACCACAGGAUAUGGGAACAACAAACAAAGUAAGCGAAGCAGAAGGUUGUGGCUUGGUACUUUCUCUACUGCCAUGGAGGCGGCCUUGGCUUACGAUGAAGCAGCCAAGGCUAUGUAUGGCCCUUCAGCGAUCCUCAACUUUCCUCUUCAGAAUAAAGAACAUGAAGAUCGAGUUUUGUACAGUUCAGACAUGCAACCAACAGCUUCCGAGUCUACUGAAGGGUCAGAGCAUUACAAGGGAUUCAAUGAAGAGCUGAAGUCGCCUUGUGUGUCCCAAGCGACAGAUGGUGGUGGAACUAAAGAAGAAUCUGCGAUGGGAUCGACACAUUCGAGUAAUGGGAGCUACUUGAAUUUAGGGUUUGAUUACACCCAUGAUUGGGUGAUGGAGCCACUAGAUGUGUUUGGGGGUAAUUUUGGGCUGAAGCAAGAGGAUGAUUAUGAGUUUGGUCAGCAGGGAUUAUUUUACAGUGACUUCCUGUUUCAACACAGCAAGUCAUCAGAUGUAAUGCCGAAUUACAAGAUACAGCAGCCUUUGAGUGGACCUUUAGGAAUUGAUUUCAUCAAUUCUUCAGAUUUUUUAAGGCCUAAUACCAAUCUUGACAGUCUACACUAGAAGGCGACACAAGCACAAUUGAGCUCAUACCGUGAGGAGCAGCAUUCAAUUGUGGUUUUUAAUAUGCUUAAGAGUUUCUUAGGUUGCUUCCCGUGAUAGAGUCAGAGGAGUUAACCAAAGUUUCACAUUUUAGGAACAAUAGAUUAAACUUGGUAAUAAAGUUUGGACGUUUGGUAAUGCCCCGGAUAGAAAUGUGUGGGUUUUACCUUCUCUGGCACACUUGGAGAGGUUUUUUACCACAUACUUUGUCCUAUUACAUGAAGGGGUUAUACCA
Molecule: messenger RNA, 1652 nt
Organism: Chenopodium quinoa (quinoa)
Lineage: Eukaryota; Viridiplantae; Streptophyta; Magnoliopsida; Caryophyllales; Amaranthaceae
Product: dehydration-responsive element-binding protein 2A-like
Exons: 2
Coding region: 479-1378 (299 amino acids)
Biological process (GO): positive regulation of DNA-templated transcription; response to stress
Cellular component (GO): nucleus
Molecular function (GO): DNA-binding transcription factor activity; transcription cis-regulatory region binding
Source: RefSeq, a predicted model, not a curated record